AGCGCCAUGACCAGAACCAAGCAAACCGCUCGCAAAUCCACCGGUGGCAAAGCACCCAGGAAGCAGCUCGCCACCAAGGCUGCGCGCAAGAGCGCCCCGGCCACCGGCGGCGUGAAGAAGCCUCACCGUUACAGGCCCGGCACCGUGGCUCUGCGAGAGAUCCGUCGUUACCAGAAGUCCACUGAGCUGCUGAUCCGCAAACUGCCCUUCCAGCGCCUGGUGAGAGAAAUUGCCCAGGACUUCAAGACCGACCUGCGCUUCCAGAGUUCCGCCGUGAUGGCCCUGCAGGAGGCUAGCGAGGCUUACCUGGUCGGCCAGUUCGAGGACACCAAUCUGUGCGCCAUCCACGCCAAGAGGGUGACCAUCAUGCCCAAGGACAUCCAGCUGGCCCAUCGUAUUCGCGGAGAGCGCGCUUAA
Molecule: messenger RNA, 417 nt
Organism: Salvelinus namaycush (lake trout)
Lineage: Eukaryota; Metazoa; Chordata; Actinopteri; Salmoniformes; Salmonidae
Product: histone H3-like
Exons: 1
Coding region: 7-417 (136 amino acids)
Cellular component (GO): nucleosome
Molecular function (GO): structural constituent of chromatin; protein heterodimerization activity; DNA binding
Source: RefSeq, a predicted model, not a curated record